This is a messenger RNA of Populus nigra (black poplar), 1612 nucleotides long. Its product is annotated as monolignol oxidoreductase AtBBE-like 15. The record is from RefSeq and is a predicted model, not a curated record. Gene Ontology annotation, molecular function: FAD binding; oxidoreductase activity. Lineage: Eukaryota; Viridiplantae; Streptophyta; Magnoliopsida; Malpighiales; Salicaceae. Bases 1 to 1605 code for a protein of 534 amino acids. The transcript has a single exon.
AUGGUGUCUUCAAGAUCUUCCAUUCUUUCGAUGCUUCUGUUCCUCCUCCUAACUCAAUUUGUAGUUUCACUUCAUCUUCAGGAUAGGUUACUAAAAUGUCUCUCAAGAAAUUCUGAAUCAUCCUUUCCUUUCUCCACUGUCUUGUAUGCUCCAAACAACUCAUCAUUCGAUAGUAUUUUACUAUCUACUGCUCAAAACCUCAGGUUUACGCUGCCUUCAGUACCGAAACCUGAGUUAAUCUUCACUCCUUUGAAAGAAUCUCACAUCCAAGCUGCGGUUAUUUGCUCAAAGAAGCUUGAGAUUCACCUUAGAGUCCGUAGUGGAGGCCAUGACUAUGAGGGACUCUCUUAUGUAUCUGAAAUUGAGAGACCUUACAUAGUUGUCGACCUUGCCAAGCUCCGAUCCAUUAGCGUUGAUAUUGAGGAUAACAGUGCGUGGGUUCAGGUGGGUGCCACGAAUGGUGAACUUUACUACAGAAUUUCUGAGAAAAGCAAAACUCAUGGCUUCCCAGCUGGCACUUGCUCAAGUUUAGGUAUGGGGGGGCACAUUUCAGGGGGUGCAUAUGGUGCCAUGUUGCGAAAAUAUGGCCUUGGAGCAGAUAAUGUCGUUGAUGCACAUAUAAUUGAUGUUCAUGGAAGACUUCUUGACCGAAAAUCCAUGGGCGAAGAUCUUUUUUGGGCCAUCAGAGGAGGUGCAGGGGGCAGCUUCGGAAUCGUCACGGCCUGGAAGGUAAAAUUGGUUUCUGUACCAUCAACGGUGACAGUAUUUACAGUUACUAAGACAUUAGAACAAGGUGCAACUAAGAUCCUUUAUAGAUGGCAAGAAAUUGCUGAUAAACUAGACGAGGAUCUUUUCAUCAGAGUACUCAUUCAGACAGCUAACGCCACCUCCCAAGGUAAAAGAACUAUUGCUACCUCUUACAAUGCCUUGUUUCUUGGUGAUGCCACCAGACUUCUUCAGAUAAUGCACCACAGCUUCCCUGAAUUAGGUUUAGCCCGACAGGAUUGUAUUGAAACAGACUGGAUCAAUUCUACCGUAUACCUUGCUUUCUUCCCAAAUAAUACUCCUCCUGAAGUUUUACUUCAGCGGAGGAAUAUAGUCAAGCUAUUCUUCAAAGCCAAGUCGGACUACGCCAAAGAACCCUUACCUGAAACUGCACUUGAAGGGUUAUUGGAUCUUAUACUGGAAGAAGAGCUUCCUACAGUAGCAUUUACUCCUUAUGGUGGAAAGAUGAGUGAAAUUUCUGAGUCUCAGAUUCCUUUCCCUCAUAGAAAAGGUAUCCGGUUCAUGAUUUUGUACUCGGCCAAUUGGCAAGAUGCAAAGGAAAAUGUUACGAAGCAUGUAGAUUGGACCAGGAAGGUUUACAAGUACAUGCAACCUUAUGUUUCCAAGCAUCCAAGGGAAACAUAUGUCAAUUACAGGGAUCUUGAUUUGGGCAUAAACAAGAGGACUAACACAAGCUUUACAGAAGCAGGUACUUCCUGGGGUCUUAAGUACUUCAAGAAUAACUUCCACAGAUUGGCAUUUGUGAAGGCCAAAGUUGAUCCUGACGACUUCUUCUGGCAUGAGCAGAGCAUCCCACCUCUUCCAUUUCACAUGAGAUGAAGAAUUG